AUGGCAGUUUCUGAGCAGAGCCAAGACGUGUUUCCGUGGCUGAAAUCGUUGCCGGUAGCCCCAGAGUUCCGGCCUACUCUUGCAGAGUUUCAAGAUCCGAUCGCUUACAUUUUUAAGAUCGAAGAGGAAGCUUCUAGAUACGGAAUCUGCAAAAUUCUGCCUCCAGUGCCUCCUUCUUCGAAGAAAACCGCCAUUUCUAACCUUAACCGUUCUCUGGCGGCUCGAGCGGCGGCGAGGGUUCGCGACGGCGGCGGAAAUGCGUUCGAUUACGACGGUGGUCCUACAUUCGCCACUCGCCAGCAGCAGAUCGGGUUCUGCCCUAGGAAGCAGCGACCCGUACAGAGACCUGUGUGGCAGAGCGGUGAGCAUUACAGUUUCGGUGAGUUUGAGUAUAAAGCUAAGACCUUUGAGAAGAAUUAUCUUAAGAAAUGUGGUAAAAAGAGUCAACUCUCUGCUUUAGAAAUGGAAACCCUUUACUGGAGAGCUACAGUGGAUAAACCCUUCUCUGUUGAGUAUGCCAAUGACAUGCCUGGCUCGGCUUUUAUCCCUCUGAGUUUGGCUGCUGCAAGGAGGAGAGAGUCUGGUGGUGAGGGAGGAACUGUUGGUGAGUCAGCUUGGAACAUGAGGGCAAUGGCUAGAGCCGAAGGGUCAUUGCUUAAGUUCAUGAAAGAAGAGAUCCCUGGGGUUACAUCUCCAAUGGUGUAUGUUGCUAUGAUGUUUAGCUGGUUUGCGUGGCAUGCUGAAGACCAUGACCUUCAUAGUCUCAAUUACUUGCAUAUGGGUGCUAGUAAGACCUGGUACGGUGUGCCAAAGGAUGCUGCUGUGGCUUUUGAGGAGGUGGUUAGGGUUCAUGGUUAUGGAGGAGAGCUCAAUCCUCUUGUGACAUUUUCUACUCUUGGUGAGAAGACAACUGUGAUGUCUCCUGAAGUAUUUGUUAAAGCCGGAGUACCGUGUUGCAGGUUAGUGCAAAAUCCUGGAGAGUUUGUCGUCACUUUUCCAAGAGCAUAUCAUUCGGGUUUCAGUCAUGGAUUCAAUUUUGCUGAAGCAUCUAACAUUGCAACUCCCGAAUGGUUGAGAAUGGCCAAAGAUGCUGCCAUCCGGCGAGCUGCAAUAAAUUACCCUCCAAUGGUUUCUCAUCUCCAGUUACUUUAUGACUUUGCAUUGGCUCUAGGUUCAAGAGUGCCAACAAGCAUCCACACCAAACCACGGAGUUCUAGAUUGAAAGAUAAGAAAAGAAGUGAAGGAGAAAAAUUGACUAAAGAGCUAUUUGUGCAAAACAUCAUCCACAACAAUGAAUUGCACCAUUCUCUCGGAAAAGGAUCUCCAGUAGCCCUUCUCCCGCAGAGUUCCUCAGAUAUAUCAGUUUGUGCUGACCAGCGAGUUGGAUCCCAUUUGAGAACUAACCAGGAAAAGCCCAUCCAAUUGAAAUCUGAGGACUUAAGUUCUGAUAGUAUUAUGGGCAGUCUCAAUAACGGUGUCAAGGAUACUGUUUCAGUGAAAGAAAAGUUUACAUCUUUAUGUGAAAGGAGCAGAAAUCACCGGGCAAGCACAGAGAAGGAAACUCAAGAAACGCUGACAGAUGCUGAAAGGAGGAAAAAUGUCGGACUUUCGGAUCAGAGGCUUUUCUCUUGUGUUACAUGUGGAAUCUUAAGCUUUGACUGUGUAGCUAUUGUUCAACCUAAAGAAGCAGCAGCUAGGUAUCUCAUGUCUGCAGAUUGUAGCUUCUUCAAUGAUUGGACAGUUGCUUCCGGGUCUGCAAAUCUUGGUCAGGCUGCAAGAUCACUUCAUCCGCAAAGCAUGGAAAAGCAUGAUGCAGAUUACUUCUAUGAUGUUCCUGUUCAAAUUAUGGAUCAAAGAACUUCAACAACUUCCCUGACAAAAGCGCAUAAAGAUGAUGGUGCUCUUGGGCUUUUAGUUUCAGCAUAUGGAGACUCUUCUGAUUCCGAGGAAGAAGAUCACAAAGGCGUAGAUGUUCCUAUUUCAGAAGGGGAAACAAGCAAGUAUGAUCGAGAAGGUACUUUUGCGUUUAAAGCAUUAUCUUUUGAUACAGAUGGCAAGGAGGAGACUAGAGAUGGUCGAUCUUCUGAUUUUAACAGCCAAAGACUUUCAUGUGGGAAAGGGAAAGAGGUUGAGGUGUUGCAUGCUACUCCGAGUUGUUCAACGCUUUCUUGUACCAGCAAACAGAAUAGGUUAAGCAAAGGCGGCAAUACAUCACUUCUGGAAAUAGCUUUACCGUUUGUUCCAAGAUCUGAUGAUGAUUCCUCUCGGUUGCACGUGUUUUGUCUGGAGCAUGCUGCGGAAGUGGAAGAACAACUUCGUCCUAUUGGGGGGAUUCACAUAAUGUUACUAUGCCAUCCAGAGUAUCCCAGGAUAGAGGCUGAAGCAAAAACAGUUGCCGAAGAACUUGGAGUCAAUCACGAAUGGAAUGAUACUGAAUUCAGGAAUGUGACCCAAGAAGAUAAGGAAACGAUUCAAGCGGCGUUGGAUAAUGUUGAAACCAAGGCUGGGAACAGUGACUGGGCUGUAAAAUUGGGUAUUAACCUUUCUUACAGCGCUAUUCUCAGUCGCUCUCCUCUGUACAGCAAACAGAUGCCUUACAACUCUGUCAUAUACAAUGCGUUCGGUCGCAGCUCUCCAGCAACUAGCUCACCCUCGAAACCUGAAAUUUCUGGUAAAAGAUUUUCCAGACAGAGGAAAUAUGUUGUUGGAAAAUGGUGUGGUAAGGUUUGGAUGUCACAUCAGGUGCAUCCCUUUUUGCUGCCGCAGGACUUAGAGGGGGACGAAUCUGAAAGAAGUCAUCAUCUCCGAGCUGGUCUGGAUGAUGAUGUCACUGGGAAGAGAUUGUUUCCUCGUAAUGUUUCUAGAGAUGCAACCACAAUGUUUGGAAGAAAGUAUUCUAGGAAGAGAAAGAUGAGAGCAAAGGCUGUGCCACACAAAAAGCUUACCUCUUUUAAGAGGGAAGACGGAGAUUCUGAUGACACGUCGGAGGAUCAUUCUUAUAAGCAGCAAUGGAGGGCUUCCGAAAAUGAGGAAGAGUCUUAUUUUGAGACAGGAAAUACGGUUUCUGGUGAUUCGUCAAAUCAACUAUCUGAUCAUCAGCAGCUCAAGGGGAUUCGUCGACACAUGGGUGUUAAAGAAUUUGAGUCAGAUGAUGAGGUUUCAGACCGUUCACUUGGAGAAGAAUAUGCCGUAAGGGAAUGUGCAGUUUCAGAGAGCUCAAUGGAGAAUAGCUUUCAGCUAUAUAGAGAGAACCAGUCAAUGUAUGAUUAUGGUGAUGAUGAUAUCUACAGGCACCCUAGAGGGAUUUCAAGGAGUAAACGGACAAAAAAAAUUAGGAAUCUAGUUUCAUAUGAUUCAGAAGAAAAUGGUGCUUAUCAGCAACGGCGAAGAGUAUCCACGAGUAAUAUGCAAGCUAGGCGAAUGGGUGGUGAGUAUGAUUCAGCAGAGAAUUCUCUGGAGGAACAAGACUUUUGCCUCACAGGGAAAAGGCAAACUAGGUCACAGCCAAACGGAAAUCUAAAAUCGAGGCACUUCAGAGUCCAAGAGGGACAAAAAGUUGCGGCUUGCAAGAAUUUGCAACUGGAAAUAAGAAUAAAGAAUUGGAUUUAUACAUGGAGGGGCCUAGCACUCGGUUUAGGGUGA
Arabis nemorensis is the source of this 3642-nucleotide messenger RNA. The record is from the annotation of a GenBank genome assembly. Lineage: Eukaryota; Viridiplantae; Streptophyta; Magnoliopsida; Brassicales; Brassicaceae.